Messenger RNA from Teleopsis dalmanni, 592 nucleotides. RefSeq names its product probable cytochrome P450 6d4. Lineage: Eukaryota; Metazoa; Arthropoda; Insecta; Diptera; Diopsidae. The annotation marks the transcript as partial. The record is from RefSeq and is a predicted model, not a curated record. Gene Ontology annotation, molecular function: monooxygenase activity; heme binding; iron ion binding. The transcript has 2 exons.
AUCUUUGAACUCGCACAAUAUCCUGAAGUACUGAAAAAAGUUAUUGAAGAAGUCAAUACAGUUUUAGCUGAGAAUGAUGGCAAGAUUACAUACGACAAUCUAAAAAAAAUGGAGUAUUUGGAGUUAUGUAUGAAUGAAACUCUACGUAAAUAUCCUGGCUUACCAUUAUUAAAUCGUAUUUGCACACAAGAUUACCAAAUUCCUGGCACUGAUAAAGUAAUCGAAAAGGGUACACCUAUUGUUAUAUCCCUAUAUGGUAUACAUCGAGAUCCGGAACAUUUUCCAGAUCCAGAAACUUUUGAUCCAGAACGUUUUCUACCAGAAAAUCGGAACUAUAAUCCUAAUGCCUAUAUGCCUUUCGGUGAAGGUCCACGUCAUUGUAUAGCACAACGUAUGGGUAAAAUUAAUUCAAAAUUGAGUGUAGUUAAAAUUUUACAAAAUUUCAAUGUCGAAAUAAUGCCAAGACAAGAUAUCGAAAUCGAUAAUCAUUCGAUUGCGAUUAUACCAAAAGGUGGAAUUAAUGUGCGUCUAUCGAAAAAGCAAAAAACAAAUUAAAGGCUAUAUAUCAAUUUUUUAAUAUUAAUAUAUUAAA